Molecule: messenger RNA, 1815 nt
Organism: Medicago truncatula (barrel medic)
Lineage: Eukaryota; Viridiplantae; Streptophyta; Magnoliopsida; Fabales; Fabaceae
Product: F-box protein CPR1
Exons: 2
Coding region: 142-1371 (409 amino acids)
Molecular function (GO): protein binding
Source: RefSeq, a predicted model, not a curated record
UAAACCGAGAUGUAAGAGUCAAAAUGUUGAUGAGAUUUUUGCAAAAGAAGUACUAAAAGCGAAGCACGCUAGGAAAUGCCUUCAGAAAUGAUUAAGACAAACAAACACUAAACCCCUAAAAACCCUAGAACCUUCUUUCCGAUGGCGGCGGACCGCCUUCCGCCAGAAAUAGUCGCCGAAAUCUUCUCCCGCGUACCAGUAAAAUCACUUCUCAGAUUCCGAUCAAUUUCAAAAUCACUUAAAUCCCUAAUCGAUUCUCACAGCUUCACUAACCUUCACCUCAAAAAUUCCCUCAACCGAUCCUUAAUCCUUCGACACAAAUUCGAUCUCUACCAACUCCAAAUCGAUGAUGAUGAUGAUUUCUCCAAGUCGAUUAUUCCACUCAACCAUCCUUUCAAGACCGUUCCUAUCACGCGUACCAGCUUCAUGCCUCUUAUUGGUUCAUGUAACGGCCUCCUCGCCAUUUCCAAUAGCCAAAUCUGCUUCACGCAUCCUUACGCCCCUAACGAAAUCACAGUCUUGAACCCUAACACUCAUAAACAUCGGAUUAUCCCUUUUCUCCCUCUUGCUAUCCCUAACAUUCUCGAGUCUGAAAACAUUGAUCGCGCCGGUGUAUGCGUUCACGGCUUCGGUUAUGAUCCAUUAACCGGCGAUUACAAACUCCUCAGAAUCUCUUGGAUAGCCGACCUACAUUACUCUUUUGAUCCACAGGUGAGACUCUUCAGCUCCAAAACUAACUCGUGGAAAAUCAUUCCUAGUAUGCCGUACGCUCUUCAAUAUGUUCAAGCUAUGGGGGUUUUUGUUCAGAAUUCUAUCCACUGGGUAAUGACUCGGACAAUUGUUGAGUCACACCCUUGUUUCAUUGUCGCUUUUAACCUAACACUUGAGACUUUCAAUGUGGUUCCUUUUCCUGCUGAAAUAGAAGGUGAAGAGGUUACAAUUGCUGUUGCUGUUUUAGGAGAGUGUCUUUGUAUGACUGUGAAUUAUGAAACUACUAAAAUUGAUGUUUGGGUGAUGAAACAAUAUGGUUCUAGAGAUAGUUGGUGUAAACUUUUUACUUUGGUUAAAUCGCGGUUCACUUUGAAAUCUUUGAGGCCUUUAUGUUAUUCUAGGGAUGGAAGUAAGGUUCUGUUGGACGGAACUCAGGUUUUGUUGGAGGUAAAUCAUAGGAAGCUGUUUUGGUAUGAUUUGAAGAGUGAACAAAUUAGUUAUGUUGAAGGAAUUCCUAAUUUGGAUGAAGCUAUGAUUUGUGUUGAAAGUCUUCUACCACCUUCCUUCCCUGUUGAUAAUUGUAGGAAGAAGGAGAAUCAUACGAACAAGAGAAAGAAACGGGAGGACUUCUUGUCCCGAGGAUUUAAAUUGAGAUUGUAAGGGAUGGAAGUAAGGGCCUGUGAUGUGCAGCUGAAACAGGAUUCUCAAAAGUUGUUUGUUGUGAUGGAAUUAGUUACCUUGGUUUGUGGGGAAGGUUGAAUUGAUAUUGAAAGGAGCUGCAUCCAUUUUUCUCUCUUUUUGAAUUGUAUGUCUGAGAUCACACUUAUCCCUCUUGUGUAAAAAUCUGACAUUAGGGUAUGUAGAAUUUGAUGAUGAACCCUCUCUCCCUCUGACCUAUCUAAAAGACUUCUGCUUUUGUCUUUUACUUCUAGUACUGUUGAGGAAAUAUGGAAGCACAAUGAGGUUGGUUAUUGUAUGAAAAGUAUCUUUUAUUUCCGGUAUCUCUAAAUUCUAAACUCUUACAACAUGCUGAUGACAGCACAACGCGGUUGGUUAUUAUUGUAUGAAAAGUAGUGCUCCUUUCGUGCGUGUUUGUUUGUGUGA